CUUUGGCAGAUUGGACAGACAGCAGUAAGGAAUUGCAGAGGAAAAGGAAACCAACUGAAAAGGGAAAAGAGCUGAGUAGGCCGAAGAAGGGCAAGGAGAAUGUUCGAAAACGAACAGCUGUUGCAUCGUCUGAAGAGGAAAAUCCUUUUGUUCCAUCAGCUAAUGCACUACUAACUGAUUUAUCGAACACAACUGUGACAUCUUCUAGACUUCAUCAGCCUUGGAAUAGGCCGUCAACUUUUAAACCAGGUUUAAGUUCAUCGUCGUACAUGAUGAAUGGAGAGCUGCUUAAUGGAUUAGAUCAUAUAAGCCAUGAAUGCCAUCCAAUGAGGAAUCAUGCAGCUGCAGGCUCAAGCAUUCAACAAUCUGGUUUGAGCUCAACAGCGUUCACACUGAGGGGAGAGAUGGCUUAUGAAGCUAAUCGUGCGUACUAUGAGAACCAAGGAUUGAUCUCUUCGUACGUACAUAGAGAUAUGGCGUAUGAACCACACCGUGCAAACUAUGGUGGCAACAGCCUUAAAACUAGGAAUUUUACUUCUGGUGAAGCAAGUAUUCAACCCGUUUUGAGCUCAUCGUACACAGUUAAUGAAGGCUUACCUGUUCACGAAUCAAAUGGUGAAAACAAUUCCAGCAAUCCAACUCUUCCAGCAGUCCAGUCUUAUGAGCCAGAUCCUCUUCGAGUUAACGUCCAAACUAGUAAUUUUAAUGGCGGUGUUGUAACUUAUGGUUACUUGGAAGACAAAAUAAAUUCUUUGUCGACCAGUCUCCAACAAGUAAAAGAUUUACUAAAGAAAAUUGUUCUAAUGAUUCAAAAGUCAUUACAAACCCCUGAAAAAUUCCUCAACAAAAAUGUAAAAUAUUUUGAGGAAGAAGUCAAAGAGUUGAUACAAAAUAUGCCUUUUGAUGAAGUGGAACAGUUGGUGGCGCUUGAAAAAGUAUGCUACCUAGUGAACCAUUUUAAAACUGCGAACACCCAAGCAAUCUUUGUGAGUCAAAUCUGGAGGAAGAUUUCUACAGACAAAUUGAUGCAAGUACUUCAGUGGAAAAGUGGACGAGGAGACGAUCAAAGAAACGGAAUUUCCCAAAUGAUUCAUCUCGUCUCAGUGAUGGGAGUUUCUCUUGAACUUUACUGCCAAAACAAAAAGAUUGAAGAACCUUCGAUAGUGGAACUUAAAGACUUCAUUCAGAAGGCGAGAAGUCAAGGCGGGGCACGGUUCCGAACUGCCAAUAAGAUUUCUCAUUCUGCAGCAAUGAACAACGAUCGUGCUGUCACAGACCAAGAAUAG
Molecule: messenger RNA, 1286 nt
Organism: Daphnia magna
Lineage: Eukaryota; Metazoa; Arthropoda; Branchiopoda; Diplostraca; Daphniidae
Exons: 7
Coding region: 270-1286 (338 amino acids)
Source: RefSeq, a predicted model, not a curated record